Messenger RNA from Sardina pilchardus (European sardine), 2170 nucleotides. RefSeq names its product intestinal mucin-like protein. The record is from RefSeq and is a predicted model, not a curated record. The transcript is spliced from 16 exons. Gene Ontology annotation, cellular component: extracellular matrix. Gene Ontology annotation, molecular function: protein binding. Lineage: Eukaryota; Metazoa; Chordata; Actinopteri; Clupeiformes; Clupeidae. The coding region runs from base 1 to 1863 and encodes 620 amino acids.
AUGGCCUCCCUUCAAAGUCAGUUCCUGAUGGAUCCUGCUGUUUCAAACAAGAAUGCCAAUAUUUACGUUGAUCAUAAGCGCAUCUUCCCAGUUUACGACAACGGUGACUUUAAAGUCACAGACACUGGCAUUGAAGCUUUUGUGGUAAUACCUGCUAUCGGUGCAACAAUAAUGUUCGCUGGGAUGGAUUUCAGUGUUGACCUCCCUUGGAGUAAAUUCCAUGGCAACACUGAGGGACAGUGCGGAACAUGUGACAACAAUAGGACGGAUGAUUGCCUCUUGCCCAAUGGAAAAAUUGAUCCAUCUUGCCCAGAUAUGGCCCACCAUUGGAGGGUUAAUGACUGCCCAGUACCCCCAACCCCACCCCCAUCUCCCAAAUGUCCACCGGAAACUUCAGCCAUCUGUGAAAUCAUUGCAAGCGAGGUCUUUGCACAGUGCCAUGAAGUCAUCGCCUAUGAAGUAUUUAUUGAGGGAUGCGAGUUUGACAUAUGUUAUACAAAGGACAUCACUAUUGGUUGUGCCAGCCUUAAGUCUUAUGCUCAACUGUGUGCUUCGAAUGGCAUUUGCAUUGACUGGAGAGCUGCCACAAAUGGCGUGUGUGAUUUCAAUUGCGAUGCACCCCUGGUCUAUCAGGCUUGUGGUCCAGAAGUUCCACCAACUUGUGAUAGAAGUUACAAUUACAGAUUCAUUGAAGAAAAAAAUGAAUUCAAUGCUAUGACAUCAUUGUCAGUGGAAGGAUGCUUUUGUCCAAAUGGAACUACUUUGUUGAGCUCUGAUAUUCAGAAAUGUGUCAAUCCCUGUGUGCCAUUUUGCCGACUAGCAAAUGGAGUGGUGAAAGAGGUUGGCUCAACUUGGAUCGACGGCUGUAAGAAAUGCACAUGUGAUGAAGAACAUGGAGAGUCUAUUGGAAGAGUCUAUUGCGAUCCUUUGCCAUGCCCAACUGAGCAGCCAGUCAUCUGUGAUCAGCCUGGCCAGAUUAAAGUGACUGAAACAGCAGGAUGCUGUGAAAUAGGCAAAUGUGCAUGUAAUGUCACCACAUGUCCAACCCGCUCCUGUCCAGUUGGCUAUAUUCAAGAGACUGAAAUGGGGGCGUGUUGCCCUAAGUGUGUUCCUAAACCUGUUUGUGUAUUCAACAACACGGAAUACUCGCCAGGCAGCAGUGUGCCUAUGAGACAGUGUGAAACCUGUGUGUGUAGUAACAAACUGGAAACUGAUGGCUUACUUCACAGGGUUGAAUGUGAGCCUAUUACAUGUAACACUUCCUGUCCACCGUGCUUCGAGCUACAGGACGCCACAGAGGGACAAUGCUGUAGAAAGUGUGUGCAGAUCGGUUGUCCGGUUGGGUAUUCGGGAAACCUCACACAAUGUAUUCCUGUCAAUGGUAUCUGGAGUCCACCUGGGAAUAAGUGUGAUAAGUAUGAGUGUGUGAAGAUCGGGAGCAGCUUCAUCACUAUGGAGGCCAGGACUCUCUGUCCUUCCUACAACCCCAGUGACUGCAUUCCUGGCACAGAGGUCAUGGCACCUGAUGGUUGCUGCCAUUUGUGUGUGAGAAAAUGCAACCGGACAACAGAAUCUACACACCUGCAGCAUAAUGGCUGCACAUCCUCCCAGAAGGUUGAAUUGACGACUUGUCAAGGUCUUUGUCCAACAUACUCCUGGUUUUCCCAGAGUACAAGCAUGUUUCAGCGCUCCUGCUCCUGUUGCCAGGAGGUUAGCACCAGCAAAAGAGAGGUGGAGAUGGUCUGCCCUGAUGGCUCAAAGUUCAAUUAUUCAUAUGACUACAUUGAGCAGUGUGGCUGUCUUCAGUCAACAUGCACCACCAUGGAAAAAACACUGACUAAAAAGCUUAGAAGAAGACGUUAAUGAGUUAGCGCAUCUUUGCACCUCUUACUACAAAUCACCUUAUCUAUUUAUGUCACAAACGUAGUGUAAUCAGCAGUUCCAAAAUUGUAUUUUAAUAAACAUUAGUAUGCAUCCAUGAUCAUGUCUUGACGUUAUUAUUCAUCAUAAGUCCUGCUCCAUUUGAUCAUUUUGCAUGUAACAGUCAUGAUGAAUUUAUUUGUACUCACUUGUAAUGCACUGAUAAAAAGAAAUUGCAGUUCUGUAGUACAACCACUACAGAAUUACACAUAACCAUUGAAUGCCUGACCCAGCUAAACUAGAUCUGGAC